Molecule: messenger RNA, 4383 nt
Organism: Mobula hypostoma (lesser devil ray)
Lineage: Eukaryota; Metazoa; Chordata; Chondrichthyes; Myliobatiformes; Myliobatidae
Product: mitochondrial import inner membrane translocase subunit Tim23-like
Exons: 7
Coding region: 122-769 (215 amino acids)
Biological process (GO): protein import into mitochondrial matrix
Cellular component (GO): mitochondrial inner membrane; TIM23 mitochondrial import inner membrane translocase complex
Molecular function (GO): transmembrane protein transporter activity
Source: RefSeq, a predicted model, not a curated record
AGCUGCUGUGAAGUGUCGUGCGGACGCUGGUUACUAUGGUCUAAACGUUCUGUGUGUGAAGUUCGACAGUCGGUGACGGGAGCUCUUUUCGUCUUUUAUUCCAUUUCGAUAGUUUAAAAAAAUGGACAACUCGGGAACCGGCGGAGGUUUGCGGGCCGGCUUCGGUCUUUUCGGUGGCGGUGGUGCGGGAGCAGCAGGGAGCUCAGUAGCUGAUUAUUCUCAGCCCGACCUUUCCCGUGUCCCUUUGACUGGGAUGAGCCCUUUGUCUCCAUAUUUGAACCUUGAUCCUAGAUAUCUGGUCCAGGAUACUGAUGAAUUUAUAUUACCAACAGGAGCAAAUAAGACAAGAGGAAGAUUUGAGCUGGCAUUUUUUACAAUUGGCGGCUGCUGUAUGACUGGUGCUGCUAUCGGUGCAGUAAAUGGCUUGCGUCUGGGCUUGAAGGAAACUCGGGAUAUGGCAUGGUCAAAACCUAGAAAUGUUCAAAUCCUGAACAUGGUCACACGGCAAGGAGCUUUGUGGGCCAACACGUUGGGCUCCUUGGCUCUCUUGUACAGCACAUUUGGUGUUGUGAUUGAAAAGGUUCGAGGUGCAGAGGAUGACCUGAAUACAGUGGCAGCGGGGACCUUAACUGGCUUACUAUACAAAUCUACAGCUGGACUUCGUGGAGCUGCACGGGGAGGAUUUAUCGGCUUCACUCUGACUGGACUCUAUGCUCUCUAUAACAACUGGGACCAUAUAAAGGGUGUAUCUGUGCGACAUUCCCUCUGAGACUGCACUAUGGGAAUUCUGUGGGAAGAGCCAAGAUAGACAUCUGAAUAGGAAAUAAGUACAGUAAAUGACUUGAUCUUUUAAAAAAAUAUGCAUUAAAUGCCACUUUAUCCUUUUUUUUUGAGAUUUGACAUGGAAGGCACUCACAUUGUGAGUGAAUUGUAUUGUUCUUUUGGUUAAUUGGUCCCAGUCUUACCGUGACACUGAGGCGAGCAGAGUCUGCAGAAGUAACAAACUCCCUCAGGCAUAGCUCUCAGAUUGGCAGCAAUCCCAAAUAGAAUGGAUCAAAGUAGAAUAACUUUUGGGUCAUGAGCAGUGGGAUAAUUUAUUAACUAAUCAAACCCUCCAUCAGCAGAAACUGCAGACUGCACUAGUGUUGAGUAGUGAUACAAUCAGACAUUGGAUCAGAACCUCCACACCUGGGGUAUCUUCAGGCUAUUUCAUUAUGUUCCUCUUAACUGUUCUCAAUAUCCAGCUUUGUAAUAAUGUCCAAACUCAUGUUAUUGAGGUACCUUUUUCUUAAUGGGUAUCUCAGCUUCUGCAGUGGGACAGAGUAUAAUCAUCCCAUCUGACAACAUUCAUACCUUUACUCAGUGUGUCUGACCUAAGAGCAGCAACCUUGUGGAUUUGCGCUGAUUGUUCACUAACUGUUCUGCUGAUUCCCCAAAAAGCAAAUUAGAUUUUUAUUCAAGUGAUUUAACAUACUUAUGGCAAGACAGCUGAUCAGAUGGUUUUCUCUCACUUCCUGUAUUGUGCAGCACACUCUGAAAAUGGAUUAGCUAAAUUCCUUACUUUAUUAUGCAGCCCAACUUUGCCCAAGUUGUGCCUAGUUUAAAAAAAAAAGUUCCAUGCGCAUAAAUUUUUUUGUGGGAAUGUCGAGGUGACGUGCUGGUCCCCACCUUCUGGUCUAAUUUGCAAUCGCUUCAGAUUCAACAAUUUUGUCCCAACAAAGCAAACCACAUACCAUUUGUUAUAUUGAUAUACUUCCCAUGCAAUAAAGCUAUAUAAAUACUUGCUAAUUAUGUACAUGGACAUGCUUUGGAAAAAUCUUAGAGCAAUAGUUGUGAAGAAAAUAAAAUUGUAGCCUGAAAUGGAAUGGGAAAACUAAGGUGCCUGAAAAUAAAGUUGUUCAGAAUGAGUAUCAAAGAGGGAAGCUUGUCAUCGAUCUGUUAAUCACUUGUAAAAUGUUGGAGAAAUCCAGGAAAAGGGCCAUAGGGACUCUGCUGGAAAAAUAACUUGUGAACUGUUCCUCUAUUACCUGAGUUAUUUGGGUUGAAGCCACCACCCUUUUAACUGUUCUAUUGUAUUUUUUUAAACAAAUGUAUUCUAUUGGAGGAAUCUCGUCACAAACUGUAUGGCAAGCACAGAACAAAAUAAAGAAAAGCUAUUUAUUGUGUUAAUAAAUGAUGUUUAUUUUAUUUUUAACAUUUACACAAACGCUUGGAGCUUAAAGAACUAUUUAACUCAGUUUUAAUCAUGUAAAAGCGCCUUUUAAAUUGCUUUGAGAGUAUGGCAUAUGCAAAGACAAAACAUCGCAGUUUUUUUUUCCAGUAAUAAGGGAAUCAAGGUUUAAUACAGAAAUGUGAAGCCAAGGUAAAAGAUCUGUUAUGGUCUUAAGAAGUGGAACUGGGCAUAAAGGAUGUUUCUAUUGAGGUAGUUCCUUAAUCUUGCACUGUCUUCAAUUUCUUAUAACCAGAAGACUGCAGAAUUUCUUCUGAGAAUCUUUUUUUUACGCCCUCAGACUUCUUUAGCAUUCACCCACAAAUUCUGUGAAGACGAUUGCUAAUGUUUAAUAGACUUACUGCAGCAGAGUAUGCUGAGUCCUUGUUGAGCAAUCUGAUUUAGAUCUUCCUGCUCCAUUCCCUUGCAUAACUACUCAGCUCUCUUUCAAAAGAUUUUUUUCCCUCCAAGUCACCUUGACAUAUAAAGUUCCAUAUCAUUGCUUUCUAUAUGAAGCAGUUUCUCAUGUUCUAAUCUUAGCAAAAUAUUACACCUCCUUCCACAUCGUUAUGAGUGCUUAUAGACAAUAGAAAUGCUUUUGAAGCCCAAUGACUUAAAUUGACAUGGUAUACUGCAAAACACUGAUGUAAUGUAUCUGUGGGAUUGUGGAGCAUGUGAAGAUCUUGCAGUUGUCAGGUUAGCAUCUCGCUUUUACUAUGUCUGGUGGAUGUAGCCUUCUAUAUACUUUAUUGACCCAGAAUUGGUCUAGUGACAAAAUGAGGGAUAUUCAGAACCAUGCAAUGCAAUUCAAUUGUUGCUGCCACUGAUGGCUUGCAUACCUCAUGGAUGCUCAGUUUAUAACAGCCAGAUUUAUACCACAGCACAAAUGAAGUGACACAAUAAUGAAAGCUGCCCUUUGUAAAGAUGUCAUUGACCUCUCAAUUGUGGUAGUUAUUGAAGGAUUGAGCAGCAGUCCUACUAACCUGUCAGGGUUAAAUGUAUUUGCAACAACCACUAACAAGUUCAGCCCUCAUCUGCCAUUAGUAGAGUGUCUAGGAUCCAUAAGCACAGCCUUAGAAUAAACUGUCAGAAGAUAGUGAAUCUGGAAUUCAUAGCCAGAGAGCUGCAGAGGCUGUCAUUGGGUGCAUUUAAGGUAGAGAGUGAUAGGUUCUUGGUUGGUAAACAUUUCGGGGACAAGACAGGAGAAUGGGGUUGACAGAUUAAAAAAUCAGCCAUGAUUGAUAUCAGCUACAAGAGGCAGGGGUAAAACUGAGUAGUCAAAAUUGUGGGGAGAGUCAAGACCCUCACAAAUGGUGACAGGCACCCAGCAAAAACUUAAAAAAAAAGAAUGGAGCACUCGUGUUUAAAAUCACAUUUAACACCCCCGUCAGAUCCAAAGCAUAGCCCACUGGCAGAGGUUUCAUCUCGUACAAUAUCAUCUGAGCCUAGUUUAAAAUCGAUGUGUACAGUAUAUAAAAGGCAUGAAGGCGCGUAGUUUUGCUACAGCAUUUUAUUGAGAUGAUUAUACUUCAAAACAAAACCUAUAAAUAUGAUUGCUGAAGCAAUGUCAAGGUAUAUUUGCAAUAGAAAGGGAAGAAUAGAUGUAACUUAGUUUAGUGUAGUUUAUUUAUUUUGAUUACACAAAAGCAGUAAUGAAACUGAUUGCAACAGUUAAUACUAAAGUCCUGUGAGACCAGAAGGGCUUGCACAAUCCUGAAAGUCACCAAGUUUAAGGACUUGACAAUGCCCAGAUCUUUAUACAAUUUAAGCUGAAACACAAGGUGAGCAGAUGUGGGAAAAGGUAAAAGCAAAUGUUGAUCAUUAUAUUGAAAUUGGGAUGGAUUCUAUUCAAUUAAAAACUGAGUAAGUUUACAAAGCUGUACAGAGAACAUGCCCACUGAUGGCAAUUUUUUCACAAGGCCAGUUGUGUACACGUCCUCGAUGGCAAUCUGGUAUUUCCUAACCUGUUUUUAAAUUUCUUAAAUGGGUUUACAUUCCACCAGCCUGUGGCAAGGCAGCAGUAUUGUGUCUUCUGUCACCUGCCAGUCACUGCCAGGCCCACCCACUCUUUAGCCCUACAACAUAUUGACAGAUCCACCCAGAGCAUUUUUCAGCCCCAUUAUCAAGAGUCCUGACCUAAUCUUCAGGAUCAAACAGCACCUAGAAGAGACUGA